AUGUCAAAAUCGAGGAAACGCAAACGUCAGAAUCUGUACAAGGAACUGGAUGAUGAGAAGAAUGAAAUUUUGAGGAAGUUGAAUGGAAAAUAUGGGAGAAAAGUGAGAUUAUACGUUUAUUUGUUGAUUUUUAGGUGUGGAACUGUAAAAUUUCGCUAGUACUGUCGCUGCGUAGAAUUGUUACAUCAGUUGUAUUGGUUAUCAUAACAUCCAAGUAUAGCUCAGGGGUAAUUUUUUCUUUUUCAGAAGGAUGAAUCGCAAGCCGUCGCUGUUCUAAUGCGAUCAACUGGGAAGUUCAACAAUCCAAGCCAUUUGGUUUUUCAGAAAUACGUCGAGACUCACAUGAACAGGCUGAAUGUGGUGAGUAGUUUUUGUUUUUGUAUUUCUGGUUUUAGUUAAUCUUCCUACGCCUGGACAAUCGGAUUUUUACUCAUGCUUGUCUUGUCUAAUAUAAUUUAUGGCUAAUUUUAGCAAAACCAGGGAAAUUGCGAUGUUUAUUUGCUCUCCGAGGUUGCAAUGGUGUAUUUCAUCUAUUUUCAGGCAGAAGAACCGGAGUACUUCCAGCACGCUAAAUGGUUAUGUUGUUUUUGCGGCGAGCAGAGUUGUUCAUCAGAGCUCGGCGAUCUCUUCGGUCCGUAUUAUGUAAACGGCAUCAAGUUGCCUCCCUUUCUUCAUAAACCAGAUCGUAAGCCGAAGGAUGAGUUUGAUUAUCUUCCGGUUGGCGAGUCUUGGAAUUAUGACAUCUGGAUGCAUGCAGAUUGUGCGGUUUGGGCCGACGGUCUAAUAUACUUUGGUGGGAAAUUGUUGAAUUUAGAGAACAGGCUGGCCAAGUUUUGGAAGGAGGUGAGCGGGCGAUUGCCUGGUUUUAACUUAAAAAUUGGCUUUUAUAAAAAUUUUUGCCUAGUAUAAUAUAAAAAAUUGUUGAUAUCUUUAAAACCAGUUUAAUCUUUGACUAAUGACUUUCCGCUUUUAGAAAUGCAAGGUAUGCGGGAAGAUUGGAGCGUCGGUAACAGUCGGGAACACCAAAACUUAUGUACAUUAUCCAUGCGCUGUGAAGUCAAGUAAGUUCCUUUUGUAAAUUGAUGGUUUCGAUGUUUAGAUUACGAAUUCAACCGGCUAAUGCUGCAAUGUGAGGCGUCAUCGGUGCCAGAACCUUCAAAUUCUAAGAAGAAACGAAAACUGAAGAGAUCUCAAUAA
This is a messenger RNA of Bursaphelenchus xylophilus (pine wood nematode), 1197 nucleotides long. The record is from the annotation of a GenBank genome assembly. Lineage: Eukaryota; Metazoa; Nematoda; Chromadorea; Rhabditida; Aphelenchoididae.